This is a messenger RNA of Caenorhabditis briggsae, 228 nucleotides long. The transcript has 2 exons. The record is from RefSeq and is a predicted model, not a curated record. Bases 1 to 228 code for a protein of 75 amino acids. Lineage: Eukaryota; Metazoa; Nematoda; Chromadorea; Rhabditida; Rhabditidae.
AUGAUUUCUACUUCACUUAUUCUUGUUGUGCUUCUUUUUGCCAUUCUGGCCAUCGUUGAUGCCCAGUGGGGAUAUGGUGGACCAUACGGUGGAUAUGGAGGUGGACCAUAUGGAGGAUACGGUGGAGGACCAUGGGGAUACGGAGGUGGCUGGAGAAGAAGACACUGGGGAGGACCAUGGGGAGGUGGUUACGGAGGAGGACCAUAUGGAGGAUGGUACGGGAAGUAA